AUUUUAUUUAUUUUUUUACUUUAAAAAAAGUAGUUCCACGAUGUCUUGUUUAAGCAAAAAGAGGACAAACUCCGAGGAACGGGUUUUCCAGGAGCAGAGGAAAAAAGUUGCGCAGGAGAAUGGGAAACACAUAGGUUUGGAGGGAGAUGCAGAUCUAGAGUUCCUGCUGAAGGGUGGGGAGCUGGUCAAGAUCCGCUCGAAAUCCUGGAAGAAGAACCGCAAAUUCAAACUGCAUGAAGACUGUGCGACGUUGUACCAUGAGUCCCACAAAGCAUUCAGGGAAAACCAGACCUUCCCGAUUGAUGACAUUGAUUCAGUGCGCCUGGGCCGUCAGUCUGAAGGGCUAAAAAAGUACACCAACACCAGUGAUGAAGAUCAGUGCUUCUCCAUCAUCUUCAGCAGUGGAGUGGAGGCAAAGCAGUGGGUUAACAGCCUGGUGAAGAUUACGAGAUACAUACGCAGCCUCAACCGCCAGCAGAACAGUGAGCAUUGGAUCUUCGAAUGCAUGCGGAAAGCAGACAAGAAUCACGACAACAUGAUGACCCUGAAGGAGGUGAAGGCCUUCAUGCGCGAGAUUAACAUUGAGGUGGACAGCCAAUAUGCAGAGCAACUUUUCAGGAAAUGUGACACAUCCAAAUCAGGCACCCUGGAGGGUGCAGAGAUCAAGCAAUUCUACGAUGAGCUGACGCACCGGAAGGAGAUAGAUGAGAUUUAUGGGACGUACGCUCAAACAGAGGGUCAGAUGAGUGCCGGAGACCUGCUGAACUUCCUACUGAAUGAGCAAAGGGAGCAGGUGUCCAUGGAGGACGCUCUCAAGCUGAUUGAAAUAUACGAGGUGGAUGGGACAGCGAAGGAGAAGAAGCACUUGACCAAAGAUGGCUUCUUGAUGUACCGGCAGCACGAAGAUACCUCCAUCUUCAACCCGGCUCAGAAACCACUUUAUCAGGACAUGCACCAGCCGCUCAACCAUUACUACAUCUCCUCCUCACACAACACGUACCUGGUGGAAGACCAACUCAAAGGACCCAGCAGCACAGAAGCCUACAUAAAAGCACUGAUGAAGAGCUGUCGCUGUGUGGAACUGGACUGUUGGGAUGGGGCUAAUGGCGAGCCUGUUAUUUACCACGGCUACACUCUCACAUCCCAAGUGCUCUUCAAAGAUGUCAUCAAAGCCAUCAAAGAAUACGCCUUCAAAACGUCUGACUACCCAGUGAUCCUGUCUCUGGAGAAUCACUGCACCCUGGAACAACAGAAGGUCAUGGCCGAUCACAUGAUCACCAUCCUGGGUGAUGCUUUGGUCAGAAAGCCUCUGGGCACCACCAUACCCACAAACUUCCCCUCACCUGAGGAGCUGAAGGGCCGGUUCCUCAUCAAGGGAAAGCGACUGAACAAACUGGAUGCUGCCUUUAACAAUGACAGCACCAUAGAGGACGAAAAUGUGUCUGAGGAGGAUGAGGCUGCAGACUGUAAGGAGAAUAGCCAAAAAGGCAAACCAAAGAACACAAAGAUCACACUUGCCAAACAGCUCUCAGAUGUCGUAAUCUACUGCAAGAGUGUCCAUUUUAAUUCGUUUGAACACUCCAAGAACAACCAGGCCUUCUAUGAGAUGUCGUCCUUCAAGGAGAGCAAAGCGUUCCAACUGGCUGAGACUUCAGCUACUGGCUUCAUCCAUCACAACAUGGACAAACUUAGUCGGAUCUAUCCAGCUGGCUCCAGAACUGACUCCUCCAACUAUAACCCAGUGCCCAUGUGGAACGUCGGCUGCCAGAUAGUGGCGUUAAACUUCCAGACUCCCCACAAGGAGAUGCAGUUAAACCAGGGUCGGUUUCGGCCAAAUGGUUUUUGCGGCUACAUCCUUAAACCUGAAUUCCUGAGAAGCCCGUCGUCUCAGUUUGAUCCCAACGCACUUACCAGCAGGCCCUGGCUACAAAAGAAGACCUUUCAUGUCAUGGUGAUCUCAGCUCAGCAGUUGCCCAAACUCAACAAGGACAAACCCAAAUCCAUCGUCGACCCUUUGGUGAGAGUGGAGAUUUAUGGUGUCCCAGCAGACAAUGCCAGCAAGGAGACACCCCACAUUGACAACAAUGGGUUCAACCCCGUGUGGAAUGAAAGCCUCAAGUUUGACAUCCACGUCCCAGAGUUGGCCAUGGUGCGAUUUGUGGUGGAAGACUUUGACCUAGCAUCCUAUAAUGAUUUCAUCGGGCAGUACUGUCUACCGCUCACCAGUGUACAGAACGGAUAUCGGCAAGUCCCACUGCUCACCAAGAGAGGGGACCUCAUACCCUCUGCUGGACUGUUUGUGAACAUCAAGCUCAUCGACGCCCAAUAG
Micropterus dolomieu (smallmouth bass) is the source of this 2329-nucleotide messenger RNA. RefSeq names its product phospholipase C, delta 1a (gene plcd1a). Lineage: Eukaryota; Metazoa; Chordata; Actinopteri; Centrarchiformes; Centrarchidae. The record is from RefSeq and is a predicted model, not a curated record. Gene Ontology annotation, biological process: lipid metabolic process; phosphatidylinositol-mediated signaling. Gene Ontology annotation, molecular function: phosphatidylinositol-4,5-bisphosphate phospholipase C activity; calcium ion binding.